Fraxinus pennsylvanica is the source of this 1926-nucleotide messenger RNA. The record is from the annotation of a GenBank genome assembly. Lineage: Eukaryota; Viridiplantae; Streptophyta; Magnoliopsida; Lamiales; Oleaceae.
AUGGCAGGGAGUAGUCGAUUGAAAAGAAAUGAUAAGCCUUCAAUCAGAUACAGGCAUAAUCCACUCAAUGUGGCUUCCUUUGAGCUUUCUGAUUUUGAUCAUGUUGCUAAUCCUAUCACUUCAUCGGAAAAUGAUAAGUGUACCCCUAAAAAUUCUGAGAUCAAAUCUUCCGAGAUAUUGAGCACAACCGAGCUAAUUUCUGCAGCAAGUUAUAUAUGGGAUCGUGUAAGUCAGCCCCUGUCUAUUCUUCUUCCAAAAACUAGUUCCAGAUACAAUGCUGAUGUCUGUCAGGGAGGUGACAAAACUCACUGUUCUAGCAAUGAAGUAACUUUCUGUACAUCUGCUUCUGCUGAUCAAUAUUUUGCUGUCAAUGUGACUAGUAAAACAGAUUCUGCAUCAGUUGUGUCAACAAAUCUUGAAUGUUUUAGUGUGAUCCAGAAGAUUUCUUGCUUUCAACCUAGUUCUGAAAGUUAUCUAUUGAGCAUUCUUCAUGGUAGGUAUACCACAACUCACGAGUCUUGCAAAGAGAAACAUCUUUCAGGUAUAGGAAUAGCGCAUAAUUUGUGUAGCAUAUAUGGAUGGAUGAGUGAAAUAGCUCUUGCAAAACCUACGGAGCUGGUAAAUUCUGUGAGGAUCAAGUACAGGGGGUCAAGUGACUGUUAUGUUGGCAACUCUUCAAGUAGUCCAGCCAGUGGCUGCAUGUCUACUAACGCAACUGGUACAAAUAGUUUGGUCUUUCUGAAUUCUGAUUAUAAUGCUGAAGCAGCAGCAGCCGUAGGUUCGUUAUUAAGUGUAGAUGGCCAGUUUGACUUGAAUGCAUCUAAAUUUUCUUCAUGCUUAGAAAUUGCUACCAGUCCCCAAGAGGUUGAAGAAAGUGAAAAGGAAACCAACUGCCGAUGUGAGCAUCUAAACAAUCAAGAGAUAAAUUCUAUCAAAGGGGACUCUUCUGAUGUGGAACUUUGUUUGUGGACAAAGGAAAAACCUCAUUAUGCACUUGCCAAGCAAGAGCACGCUUUUGCAGGAGCAAUGGCUGGGAUAUUUGUCAGCCUUUGUCUACAUCCAGUGGACACUGUUAAGACCGUUCUUCAGUCUUGCCCCAUAGAUCAGAAACCCCUUCACCGCAUAGGCAGAUCUAUUAUUUCCGAAAGAGGUGUAAUGGGACUUUAUCGUGGCAUUUCCAGCAAUAUUGCUUCUUCAGCGCCAAUUUCUGCUAUCUACACUUUCACAUACGAAUCAGUGAAAAGUACUUUGGUUCCCUUUUUCCCCAAGGAAUAUCAGUCUUUGGCUCACUGCGUAGCUGGGGGUUGUGCAAGUAUUGCUACAUCAUUCAUUUUCACUCCAAGUGAUCGAAUAAAGCAGCAGAUGCAAGUUGGUUCACACUACCGGAACUGCUGGAAUGCCUUGAUAGAGAUUAUUCAGAAAGGUGGUUUGUCUUCAUUGUAUGCUGGAUGGGGAGCUGUACUUUGCAGAAACAUUCCACACUCUGUCAUCAAGUUCUAUACAUAUGAAAGACUGAAGCAAUCGAUGUUGCCAUCAGAUCAAACAAAUGUUCAACCUAAUACAUUAGUCACGCUAGUUUGUGGAGGACUGGCUGCAUCUACAGCUGCAUUAUUUACGACUCCAUUUGAUGUUGUCAAAACGAGAUAUCAAACUCAGAUUCCAGGAUCUGUCAACAAAUAUGAUGGUGUAUACAACACGCUUAAAGAAAUAGCAAAGCGUGAAGGCUUGAAAGGUCUCUACAGGGGUUUGACUCCAAGAUUGGCAAUGUAUAUGACUCAAGGAGCACUCUUCUUUGCAUCAUAUGAAUCUUUCAAGAGGUUAAUAUCUUUGGAGGUUCCCCAACUGAAUCCUCUGCCAAUCCAGCUUGAACAAAGCGCUGAAGACGAUUCAGUAGCAUUGGAUUCACCUGUCUCAGUUACGGCAUGA